AUGAUGCGUACAUUGGAGAAAGACGUCCUGGCCUUGAUAGAGGAAGCGCCGAAAGUGCCGCUGCCUAUCACGCGUGCCACGAUCGAGUCGUUCGGGAUCGCCGUCAGGGACAAGCUGGUGGCCGGGUUGGAGAAGAAACCCGAGUUUGCUGAAACUCUGUCUGAAGACGCAAAGGAGAUUUUCAUGGAAAAGGUUAACAACACUUUCAAGGAGGACGAAAACAUUUCUGACGACGACGACGAGCUAGACAGCGCCAAAGAUUCUGAGAGUGCGGGGGGUGGUGGGAAGAAGGCGCCGCCGUCGUUCGCGGAGCUGGCUGAUUUUUUUGGUCCUCUAGAACAAUACGCAGAGUCGUGUGGCAUUGGUGACGCCGGGCACUUUCUCCGCAAGGCGAAAAUGGCAUUCUUGGCAGCUACAUUCGCUAGACCGGCACGGCAGUUGGACAUUAGAGUGUUUGCCGACUCGUAGUGCAAUCAGUCGGCUGACGCCUACAGUUGCAGAGCAUCGUGGUGGUUGGGUUGAUGCGCCGGGGUGGGGUUGUUUGAUUUUUCUAGUGCUGUAGGGCUGUUUCAGUUAGUUUCGCGUCUCUACGUUGCUGUUUUCAUGCGUUCUACACGUAGUGUUGAACCCCAUGUUACACUGCCCGCCGGACAAAAGAAAUGAUAUGCCACGGAUGAUACCAUGCGUUUGGACGUGGUUCCUGUGGUCUGCCUGCACAGAAAAAAACAGGUCUUGACCACAGAAGGCUCGGUAACCGUUGGAUAAUCAACGGCCAUUUCAUGUGUUUCAUGCGGAUACUGCUGCACACAAAUAAACCACGAGGAGUGGCACGAGGAGUGGAACAGUAUGCACGGCUUUACAGCGCAUAAUGAGUGUACAGCGUGAACAUCGAAGCGCUUUAUUCGAUAUAUUGGCACUAUUGC
Molecule: messenger RNA, 923 nt
Organism: Ectocarpus sp. CCAP 1310/34
Lineage: Eukaryota; Phaeophyceae; Ectocarpales; Ectocarpaceae
Source: the annotation of a GenBank genome assembly